AUGUCUUCUUCCAACAAUGAUUACAAUAAUGGUAACAAUGGAGUGUACCCUCUCUCUCUUUACCUUUCUUCACUAUCUGGCCAUCAAGACAUCAUCCGUAACCCCUACAAUCAUCAGUCAACAGUAUCUCCUAGCCAAAUGGUAUCACCCGUGCCUGAUCAGUCUCUUAUCAACUACAUGCCGUUUAGCUCAAACGGUGCUUUGAAACAGCAAGGUUUCGAGAUUCCUGAGGUGACUAGAGAAAUCAAGAAGGCGGUGAAGAAAGAUAGGCAUAGCAAGAUUCAUACGGCACAAGGUCUUAGAGACAGGAGGGUAAGGCUUUCUAUUGGAAUUGCUCGCCAGUUUUUCGAUCUUCAGGACAUGUUGGGGUUUGAUAAAGCCAGUAAAACAUUAGACUGGCUACUCAAGAAAUCAAGAAGAGACAUAAAGGAGCUUGUCCAAGAAAAAAAUCUCAACAACACUGAUGGAGAUUUUGGAAACAUAGGAGGUGACGUUGAAGAGGAGGAUGAUGAUGAUGGAGAUAGGACCUUUGUGUAUGUUUCAAGCCCUGAUUCUUGCAAAGAAGAAGUGGUGUGUGAGGUCAAGAAGGAAAAGAAGAGAAAGACAAAGAUUGAAGUGAGCAACAUAUCUUCAAAGGGAUCAAGAGCCAAAGCUAGAGGAAAGGCAAAGGAGAUGACCUAUGAUCAUCCAGAAACGAUCUCCGAGAUCACACAAACUGAAAUCAUUGACCCGCUCAAGAGAUCUAUAUUAAUCUUCAAUGAAGGAGAAGAAAUGAAACAUUCUCUCUACAAGGAAACAACCCAAGAGUUUGAUAGUCAAGAAUGUGUCUUAAGCAAGGCAAAGGAGAAUCUUCCCACCAAUAUGGACCAAAGUUACAACCAGAAUUAUGGGAUGUUUAUGCUGAAAGAUCAGAGUUCUAGCAGCAACUACAACAAUAUUCUGCCUCAAAACUUGGAUUUUUAUUAUGAUCGAAACCCUUUUAUUGAUCAGCCUUUUUGGUUCCCAUAA
Messenger RNA from Eruca vesicaria subsp. sativa (arugula), 1008 nucleotides. The record is from the annotation of a GenBank genome assembly. Lineage: Eukaryota; Viridiplantae; Streptophyta; Magnoliopsida; Brassicales; Brassicaceae.